Messenger RNA from Glossina fuscipes, 2818 nucleotides. Its product is annotated as probable sodium/potassium/calcium exchanger CG1090. Gene Ontology annotation, cellular component: membrane. Lineage: Eukaryota; Metazoa; Arthropoda; Insecta; Diptera; Glossinidae. The record is from RefSeq and is a predicted model, not a curated record. The coding region runs from base 499 to 2424 and encodes 641 amino acids. The transcript has 7 exons. Gene Ontology annotation, molecular function: calcium channel activity; calcium, potassium:sodium antiporter activity. Gene Ontology annotation, biological process: calcium ion transmembrane transport; intracellular calcium ion homeostasis.
AAAAAUGAAAAUUCUACAGAAAUGAAAAAAGAAAUGAGAAAAAGAUAGAAAAAAAAAAAAAGAAGAAAAAUGAAAGUACGACAGAGAGAUGAAGUAAUCGUCAUAUGAAAAUAGCAUGUAAAGCAUGAUGAUGAUGUAUAUUGAAAAGUAGUUGAAUGAACUAAAAGUUACGAAAAAAGAAAAAAAAAAAAAAAUUUAUUAAAUAAUAAGUUCGUGGCAUUUAUAAAAGAAAUUCAAAGAAACGGAGCUUAACUUGAAAGAAAGACAUAAUAAUAAUAAUAAUAAUAAUAAUAAUAAGAGCCAUCUAUAGCAUCUAAGCCAAAAAAAAAGAGUGUAACUAAAAUUAAACUAAACAAACAAACAAACGGUUAAUCUCCCAUGAAUCGCAAUUCAAAAUCAAGAAUUAUUUAAUAUUACGAUUAAAAAAGGAAAAGAUAUUUAAUCAAAAAGAAAAAAAGCAGAAAAAGAAAAGUUCAUCCUUCCAGACAAGAGAGAAAAAUGGCUUUUCGACGAAGAACCAGACGAACUCGUAUGUGGAAUAUGGGAAUAAUUUUUCUCAUUUAUUACACAAUUACCAUAUAUUCCGUUAAGAGCAACGACGCGACAGAGAGAUCAUUGGAUGCUGACGAGAUUCCCAUUACUGAUGAAAAUAACGAACCCGUUACAGAUCUAAAUGACUUUACGGAUCAAAGCAACUUUGAGACGACACUCGCUACCUAUACGCUGGAGAAAGAAGCCGUACCAACUUGGCGACCGAAACGUGAAAACUGCACACCGCCUGCCAUCGAACAAUUCCCGAGACCUUUGAUGAGCAAAUGGCUACGAACACACGGUGGCCUUGUAAUACAUAUUAUUGUCGCCGUCUUCACCUUUUUCGGUCUGGCUAUAGUCUGUGAUGAAUACUUCGUCGCUAGUUUGGAUCGACUAUGCGAAGAAUUGAAAUUAUCUCCGGAUGUGGCUGGUGCUACUUUCAUGGCGGCCGGCAGUUCGGCUCCGGAAUUGGCCACAGUCGUUAUUGGGGUCUUCUUUGCCAAAGAUGAUAUCGGCAUUAGCGGCGUAAUUGGUUCGGCAGUCUUUAACAUUAUGUUUGUGAUAUCGGUUUGUGCUCUUUGUUCUGGUACCGUCUGCCAAUUGAAUUGGUGGCCUUUGGUUCGCGACUGCUUUUUCUAUUGUAUCUCUAUACUGGUGAUGUUAAUCAUAAUUUUCAAUGACGUGAUAUCAUGCUUUGAAUCUGUCGUAAUGUUACUAUGCUAUGUCGGCUAUUGUGUCGCAUUGUAUUUCAACUCUGCUCUCGAACGUUGGGCUUUAUCUCUAAAUCUUCCCUUUAAACUUCCGACAAAAGAGGAGCAAUCCUCUUUGGUUACCUAUAAGAAUGUAACUGACAAUACUUAUACGCAAGGCACUCAGCAGCAGACUAAUUUGUCACAAGAGCCAGACGCCACUACCGCACCGCAAGAAACUCAGCAGCAACAACAAUCGAACAGUGAAUAUCAAAAUUAUACCGACCCGAAUGCUAGUUGGGAUCCUAACGCUGCCUGGGGCGACGUACCUGCCAAUCCAGUAGGUGUCAGUGCUGGUAGCACUCAACCACCGGCCGAUGAUUGGGGCAUGAAUCAAUUUAAUGCGGGCCAAGGCCAAGAGAAUAUGGCUUAUAAUCCAGAUCAACCGGAAAGUUCGGCCACAAAAAGUGCCUCUACCGACAACACGAAACCUGUGGUGGGUACACCGCAACCGGCCGGUAGCGAUUAUUACAAAUCAACUGAACGUUCGAAAGAAGCUCGCCCCAAUCCUUUAGAACGUCCCACAGAAGGUGGACCUUUAGCACUGAUCUCCUGGCACGUGGUCUAUCCAAUACAUUUUUUGUGUCAGAAAACGAUGCCCGAUUGUCGUACUGAGAAAUAUCGUAAUUGGUAUCCGUUUACGUUCAUGAUCUCAAUGAUUUGGAUUUCAUUUUAUUCGUAUUUUAUGGUUUGGAUGAUAACCGUAAUCGGGUCAACUCUGGCCAUACCCGAUACAGUAAUGGGUUUAACGUUUGUUGCUGCUGGUGUUUCGGUACCCGAUGCCCUAAGCUCAAUAGCGGUUAUCAAAGAGGGAUUUGGCGACAUGGCUGUUUCAAAUGCAAUCGGCUCGAAUGUCUUUGAUAUCCUAGUGUGCUUAGGUCUUCCGUGGUUCAUACAAACAGCCAUCAUUAAACCCGGCUCUCAUGUUAAUGUUAUUUCGAAAGGUUUGGCUUAUUCAACACUAUCACUCUUCUCUACGGUAUUAUUUUUAAUAAUAUCCACUCACUUGAAUGGCUGGAAAUUGGAUCGACGAUUAGGUAUUAUACUGAUGAUAUGGUAUUUGCUUUUCAUAACUCUAGCAUCACUUUAUGAAAUGAAUGUAUUUGGUUUCAUGAAUCCACCCGAGUGUCCAAGUGACUAUUAAGUAUUAAGAAAUGUUUCUAAAUAUCUGCCUACAUACAUGUUUCCCACAAACUUUGGAAUCUUGAAAUGGAAUUCAUUUUCCUUUAAUGAAAAAUCGUACGUUGCAAAAUAUAUGUGAAAUUGUUUACAAUCAAGAAAUGUUCGUUACACUAUUAAUUCAGAGCCAAUGCAUUCAAAAAAUAUAAGGAAAUUUUAAAACUAAAAAAAUAAAAAAAAAAUAAUAAUAAUAAUAAUAAUAAUUCAUUAAAAAAAUCCAUUGUAUACAUAAUCAUCUAGAAAAAGGAUUUACGAGCGAAGACAGCACAUGCGUUAUAUUAAAGAGAAUCGUUAAAUAAAACACACAAUUAAUGGAAAAAUAUAUUCGUAAACUGGUAUUAUAUACAGAUAUAUAUAUA